This is a messenger RNA of Apaloderma vittatum (bar-tailed trogon), 1611 nucleotides long. Its product is annotated as keratin, type II cytoskeletal 5-like. Gene Ontology annotation, molecular function: structural constituent of skin epidermis. The record is from RefSeq and is a predicted model, not a curated record. Gene Ontology annotation, cellular component: keratin filament. The coding region runs from base 1 to 1611 and encodes 536 amino acids. The transcript is spliced from 9 exons. Lineage: Eukaryota; Metazoa; Chordata; Aves; Trogoniformes; Trogonidae. Gene Ontology annotation, biological process: intermediate filament organization; keratinization.
AUGUCUCGCCAGUGUGCUGUGAGGAAUCAGAGCAAAGCCGGCUUCAGCGCUGCUUCUGCCUUCAUCCCCAACGCCAGCAGCGCCAGCUUCUGCUUACGUUCUGCACCCCAAGGUGGAAGCUGCAGUCCUGCCGCUGGGUAUGGAAGGUUUGCUGGAGGUUUUGGAAGCAGGAGCCUCUAUAGUCUUGGUGGUUGCAAGAGGAUCUCCUUAGCUGGAAGAGGUGGUGGCUUCUACGGACCUGCAGGUUUUGGUGCUGGCACUGGGAUGUCCUGUGGUUUUGGUGGUGCCUUCGGGUUCGGUGGUGUCAUGGGUGGCCCUGGAUUCCCUGUUGUCCCAGCUGGGGGCAUCCAUGAAGUCUCAGUCAACCAGAGCCUCCUGAAACCUCUCAACCUGGAGAUUGACCCCAACAUCCAGAGCAUCCGUAAAGAUGAGAAGGAUCAGAUUCAAACCCUCAACAAUAAAUUUGCCUCCUUCAUUGACAAGGUCCGAUUCCUUGAACAACAAAACAAGGUGUUAGAGACCAAGUGGGCCCUUCUGCAAGAACAGGGGAACAAAACAGUCAGGAACAACAUUGAGCCCCUCUUUGAGACCUACAUCAACAACCUCAGGAGACAGCUGAACAGCUUGCUGGCAGACAAGGAGAACUUGGGAGGGGAGCUGAGCAAGGUGCAAAGCCUUGCUGAGGACUUCAAGAACAAAUACGAAGAGGAGAUCAACAAGCAUACAGCUGUGGAGAACGAGUUUGUGGUCCUGAAGAAGGAGGUUGAUGCUGCCUACAUAAACAAGACAGAGCUGCAAACCAGGCUGGACUCCCUUGUGGAGGAGAUCAAUUUCCUCAGAGCCCUCUAUGAAGCUGAGCUGUCUCAGAUGCAGACCCAGAUCUCCGACACCUCUGUCAUCCUCACCAUGGACAACAACCGCAGCCUGGACAUGGACAGCAUCAUUGCGGAGGUCAAGGCGCAGUACGAGGACAUCGCCAACCGGAGCCGGGCAGAGGCUGAGGCUUGGUACCAGAGCAAGUACGAAGAGCUGCAGGCUACGGCAGGCAGGCACGGGGACGACCUCCGUAGCACCAAGCAGGAGAUCUCCGAGCUCAAUCGCCACGUCCAGCGACUGCGGUCUGAGAUUGACAGCGUGAAGAAACAGUGCACCAGUUUGCAGACAGCCAUCGCGGAUGCUGAGCAGCGUGGGGAGAUGGCCGUCAAAGAUGCCAGGGCCAAACUGGCCGAGCUGGAGACAGCCCUGCAGAAAGCCAAGGCAGAGCUGGCCCUGCAGCUCCGCGAGUACCAGGAGCUGAUGAACGUCAAGCUGGCCCUGGACAUCGAGAUCGCGACCUACAGGAAGCUCCUGGAGGGCGAGGAGUGCAGGCUCUCUGGAGAAGGUGCCAGCACAGUGAAUAUCUCCGUGACCAGAACUGCUGUAGGAACAGGCUAUGGAAGUGGAAACUGUCUUGGCUUCGGAGGCGCCAGCGUUGCUGGUGAGGUCUGUGCUGGAGGAAUGGGCUUCAGCUCUGGAAGUGGACAAGGCACAUCCGGGUCGUGCGUGGUCGGUGGAAGCAGUUCCAGCACGAAGUACAUCUCCACCAUCUCUUCCACCAAGGGGUGUUACUAA